Aquila chrysaetos chrysaetos is the source of this 856-nucleotide messenger RNA. It is a transcript of the gene LSM12, whose product is annotated as LSM12 homolog. The coding region runs from base 83 to 667 and encodes 194 amino acids. The transcript is spliced from 5 exons. NCBI's taxonomy places the organism in Eukaryota, Metazoa, Chordata, Aves, Accipitriformes, Accipitridae. Gene Ontology annotation, molecular function: RNA binding. The record is from RefSeq and is a predicted model, not a curated record.
GGGUGACGUCGCCCGGCGGCCCCCGCCCCCGCCGCGCCUGGCCGAGGCUGAGCCGCGGCGGCCGCUGCGGGGCUGAGAGAAGAUGGCGGCGCCGGGCGAGUACUUCAGCGUGGGCAGCCAGGUGUCGUGCCGCACCUGCCAGGAGCAGCGCCUGCAAGGCGAGGUCGUCGCCUUCGACUACCCCAGCAAGAUGCUGGCGCUCAAAUGCCCCUCUUCCAGUGGAAAGCCUAAUCACGCAGAUAUCCUGCUUGUAAACUUACAGUAUGUUUCAGAAGUGGAAAUAAUCAACGACCGCACAGGAACGCCUCCUCCUUUAGCUUCACUCAAUGUUAGCAAGCUUGCCAACAAAGCACGGACGGAGAAGGAAGAGAAGAUGAGCCAGGCGUAUGCAAUUAGUGCUGGUGUCUCUCUGGAGGGGCAGCAGCUCUUCCAGACUAUACAUAAGACCAUUAAGGACUGUAAAUGGCAGGAGAAGAACAUAGUUGUGAUGGAAGAAGUUGUUAUCGCCCCUCCCUAUCAAGUGGAAAACUGUAAAGGCAAAGAGGGAAGCGCGCUGAGUCACGUACGCAAAAUAGUGGAGAAACAUUUUCGAGACGUGGAAAGCCAAAAGGUAAUGCAGCGUUCACAAGCACAGCAGACACAGAAGGAGACCUCCCUCUCGUCCUGAGGCCCACCUCCCGGCGCCGGGGUCUCCCCCGCCGCCCCGCCACCGAGCCACCACCGGAGGCGGGAGGGCGGCGGCGGGGGGGUUCAACUUUUAUUUCCUUUUUCGAGCUCGUUAAUGGGGAGCUCAACCGAUUCCAAACCUUAGACUUUAAAACAAACGAGAAAAGAGAAUAAUUUAAAAGCUCAUGCA